This is a messenger RNA of Chlamydomonas reinhardtii, 2897 nucleotides long. RefSeq lists its product as uncharacterized. Gene Ontology annotation, molecular function: protein heterodimerization activity. The transcript is spliced from 4 exons. Lineage: Eukaryota; Viridiplantae; Chlorophyta; Chlorophyceae; Chlamydomonadales; Chlamydomonadaceae. The record is from RefSeq and is a predicted model, not a curated record. Gene Ontology annotation, biological process: regulation of DNA-templated transcription. Bases 402 to 2351 code for a protein of 649 amino acids. Gene Ontology annotation, cellular component: nucleus.
AGUGCAGGCUGGGCACGGUCGGGACCCGCGACCCCACCCGACAAGGUGCCACUCGCAAUUUCGCAAUUAUCCUGACUGCAUAGUUUUGGUGUCGCUGAGCUAGCUGGCACUCGCGGUUCUUCAGCGCUCGCGACCAUCGCGCCCAUAAAUCGCGACACCAUCCAACACGCAGACUCGCUCAUUUAAGUCUAUAGCAACCCACACCGCAUCCGUCAAUACUUGAUACAUCAUACCUUACGUGCUGCCUGAUCGCCGGCGCUUGUUGGCGGGCUGGAAAGGUGGCGGGGCCGUUCGGUUGACGGUUCGGCGGAUGACAGCCUCGUAGACGGGCCUCUGUGGCUUCACAGCGCCGGCAAUUUCAAUAAGCUGUACUUCAUCCACCCGUUCAAAAGCCAGUAACCAUGAAGGCCAGGAAGAUAUGCCCGUUGGCGACGCGCAUCAAGAAGAUGAUGCAAACGGACGACGACGUCGGCAAGAUUUCGCAGGCGACGCCCAUCCUCAUCGGCCGUGCUAUGGAGAUGUUCCUGGAAAAGCUGUGCACACAAGCUAUCAACGUCGCCCAGAGCCGCCAGGCGAAGACAUUGAAUCCCAGCCACCUCAAGGCGGCUGUGGGUGCGGACAAGACUAUGGACUUCCUGGCUGAGCUGGUCGCGUCGGCGCCGGACCUGCCGCCGCCGGACGCGGAGGGCGAAGUCGGGCCCAAGCCCAUCAAGCGUCGCAAGACCAACGACCUCGGCGAGGCCCUGGGCUCGCCGACCGGUGGCAGAGGAGGCGGCCGGGGCGCCGCCGCGGCCGCGGCCGUGGCAGCUGUCGCAGCAGGCGAGGAUGGCGAGGAACCACCGCCAAAGAAGCGCGGGCGGCCGCCCAAGGCGCCCGCGGCUGCAGCAGCAUCCGGUGACGAGGGCUCGGAGCAGCCGCCGUCCAGCGGGCGAGGACGCGGCCGCGGGCGGGGGCGAGGGCGGGGUCGGGGCCGGGGGGUCCGGGCAGGCUCCACGGAGUCUGACCCUGGGGCCAUGGACUUGGGCUCGCCAUUCGCAAACACGCCCGGCUCGGCCGCCCUUCUGGCCCCGCCGCCGCCGCCCAUUCUCAGCUUCGCAUCACCGCCGCCCGUGCACAUGGACUUGGGCCUACCCUUCGCCAGCCCGCCUGCGCCCGCGCCUGCGCCCGCGCCGGCCACCGCGCCGGCGGCUUUCGCCCACGGCGACCCCGUUGCCACCAGCACCACCGUGGCGGCACCACCGCCGCCCCUAACGGCGCCGGAGGCCGCGCCCUUGGCCGCGCCCGAGCCCGCGCCCACGACGGGCGUUACCGGAGUCGCGCCGCUGCCACCGAGCACGUCAGUGCCGGCGCCGCCUACGGCGCCGAAGCCCGCGCCGGCUCCUGCCACCGCCGGCAGGCCAGCAGCGUCGACAAGCACUGCACCUGGCGGUGGAGGGGCUGGCGGCGGCGGCGGCGGUGGCGGCUCGAUCAUUGCGUCGCUGCGGGCGCAGCAGCCAUUCUUCGGGCUGGGGCGCAAGGGAAAGAACCUGGGGGUGGGCAGCAAGGCGCAGCCGGCAGCAGGAGCAGGUGCAGCCGGCGGCAGCGGGGCUGGCAAUCAUGCGGCAGCGCCCGCCAAUGCGCCGCCGGCUGGGUCCCCGAUUAGCGGGGAGGCGCUUGCUGCAGCGGCUGCUGCCGCACUGGCGGCGCCACACACCUUUGCACACAAGCUUGAACCCCUGGACCUGUCGGGCCCGGCGCGUCCGUUUGCGGCAGCGGAUUAUGGAAUGACGCCAGGGUCGGGGUCUGGUGGCGGCUCAGGCUUUGCAGCAGAGGCAGCGCCGGCGUCCGCGCGUGGCCAUUCGCCGCAUGGGGCGCCGCCAGCCUCAACGGGAGGCGCUGUGAGCAUCAAGCACGAGUGUGAGGAUACGACUGCAGUCAAUGGCUGGGAGGCGGACGGGCUUGGAAGUUCGGGGCCUAGCACAACCGCGCUGUCGCCCUUCCAAGUGCGGCAGCAGGCGAAGGCGGCGCCUGGGCCGUGCGGGGAGCGCAACGCCGGUGCCGGCGCAGCAGUCAAGGCUGAGGCGGACGGGCAAAGCUCUGCUGCGCAUCAUGGCAACGGGGGCGGUGCAGCCGCGCAGGACGGCAGGGAUUCGGGCGUGGCAGCGGCGCCGCCGCAGCUUUCCGUUGUGGGCUCGUGCCCAGUGCCGUCCCUGACGUCGGGGUCAGCAGCUAGCCUUGGCGGAACGGCGGCGGCGUCAGCAGCGGCCGCGGCUGCAGCGGCAACGGCGGCACCGCCGCCCCUUGUGCCGCCCCUGCCCUUCUUCCCCGUUCCCCAGCAGCAGGACAUGGAGGAGGACGACUAUGACAGCUAGGUUAGGAGCAGCGUUAUACUGGCACGAAACUGCGUGGAAUAUGCUAGGCCACCUUCCUUGCGGUGGCUCGGCGCCCCUCAUGCGGGCGGGAGGUUGGCUUGUUAAGUGGGCUAUGAACUGCACCUAGUGCUGUGUAUGCGGGUGAUGUUGCUUGCAGCUGCUUGAACGCAGAGGGGGUACAGCAGCAUAGCAGGUGCGGACGAGGGGCUGGGUAACGUGAGUGGUGCCGCAGACCGGGGAGCCGUGUGCAACUCCCCGCUGCGGUGGCACCCUCUGCAAACAGAUGUGGCGACCAUAAAUUGCUGUAUAUUUUCUUGUUCGGGUUAGGCUGGGAUUCUACUGGGCGCUGAGCGCCGGGCGUGGCGGCCGCCGAGCUGAGGCAGUGCACUGCUUGGCUAAGUGGAUUAAAGGCAAAGCAUUCAAGUACUGUAGUUGCAAAUUCAAGGCAAAGACAGUGCGAGAAGCCCCAGAGGCGCAGACGCCGUUUCCCGCCUUACUGGUCCUGCCCUUGCACUAGGCAAACGAAGCAAUCCCUCCAUGAUUUCG